CUAAUUACUUAACUGGUUAAUUUGGUUUGACUGGUUAGGAGUGUCUGGAACCAAACCAAACCACCUAAACCAAACAAGCUAAAAACUUUAACCAAACCAAACCAAUUAUCCAAAUUAACCAAACCAAAUUAUCCAAAUAGUACCGGUUAAAACGGUUACCAUUGUAACCAAACCGUUUGAACACCCCUAGGUUUAACAACAUUCCUCCUUACCUUACCCCUUUACCUAAGAAAAGUGAAGAAGAUUGGUCUGUGGCCGUGAACAGGCCUUUUCCCUUGGUCCCACACGUUUCUGAAAUGCGAAAGCUGUAGAGCACAGUGGUGGCUUUUAAAAGUGAACCGGCCGGGGAAGACUUCGCUUCACUCGCAAUCCUAUGUCCGAUUCGCCGCACGGAACAUCCCCAUUGGUACUUGUUGCUUUCUCACAAUUCACAAACUGCCAUCCUCUCUCUUCUUCUUCUCCUUCUUUUUGGUCACAGCUGUAUAUUCUUCACCCUGUAUCUCCGCGCCCCGUCAUCACCCGCAAAACGCUGAAUCCAAGCCAACUGUUAUCGACAAUGCAAGCAAGUCUCCCCUUCCCCCUCCCUUCGCGUUUCCGUUACGCCUAACCAACCAAAAUCCACUUCCGUUCCUCUCUCUAUAUUCUUUACACCAAUAUUUACCUCUUUCUUGUUUUUAAGUUCACCGUAAACUGUAAAAAUUAUGAUAAUGGUAUCAUGAAAGGAAGGAUUAUGUUGAGUUGUAAAAUACUGGUAUAACGGCUAGUUUAGAUGUGAUUUGAUCGAUCCAUUUAUUGAAGACAAAAAGAAAAGGUUGUUUGAGCCGACGUGGCAAUCCCACAUGGCAUGAUCAACACCCACUUGAUUACCACAUGCGUUGAUGCACACAAUCGCCGCCGGCCCUCACCCUACGGUGGGGCCCAGCCAGCUAAGACCUGUGCCCGGCCCGGCCCGUGUCUAUGUCGCGACCAAGGUUGUCAAACUGAUUUAUGCCAGUGUGUCGGUUUAGCAAGUGUAAUGGUUCAAUCGGUGGUACAUACCGGUUUGUGCCGGUUCAUAUUAUAAAUAAUUUAUAAAUUCUCAUAUUUAAACACAACAUUUAAUGUCAAUAUUUAAAUAUUUGUACUUGAAUCCAACAAAUAACAUCAACAUUUAACUUUUUAACACAUAAAAUAAAUAUUAAAUUACUUUUUAUCGAUUAAAUUCACUAAGAUAAGAUCAUUUUAUUUGGAGAUUCGUAUAUCGAUCAUGCUGGUCAUAUCGGUGAUGUCAUGCCAAUUUUAUGACCGGUACAGGUUGAACCACGUUGAACCAGUGGCACGCCGGCCGGCGUGACAACCAUAGUCGCGGCCAACAUUACAGAGAAGAAGCGGCGAGGCCUUCCCGUUGGAGCCUUCCUCUCUCUCUCUUCUUUUGAUUCCCCAAACAGCCAAAUCCACCGCUAAACCAAACCCGAGUGGGCCAUCCAUCGAACGGCUGUACUGCGGGUUCCUUUUUUUCCUCCUCUCCCAAAUCAACGGUCUAGAUCGAUCAGACAUCUGUCCGUUGCAAAUGAUUUUCUCCCCUCCUAUAAAUUACACUCUCCAGUCUCCACCUUCACCCUCCCACACUCAACCAUCUUCUUCACUCCUAUCUCUUAUCUCGAUUCCUGCUCUCUAAUUUCCUACUCUCUCUCUCUCUCGAGAAAAACAGAAAAUGGAGGGCAAGAAGAGUAUGCUCGUUCUCGCAUUGGUGUGCGUAGUCGUCGCCGGUGUCGGUGGCCAAGCCCCGGCAGCCGCACCGACAACUACUCCACCAGCCACUCCCGCUGCUCCCGCCACCGCCCCCGCCGCUAGCAGCCCUAAAUCACCAGCUCCCGUAUCCUCUCCACCGGCCGCCACCCCAACCGCAGCACCGGUCGCUACUCCGCCGGCAGCAGCGGUGACUCCAGUCAGCUCCCCUCCACCUGCUGCCGUUCCCGUCAGCUCUCCGCCGCCCGCAGCAGCUACCGCUCCUCCUACACCUGCUCCCGUCGCCGCUACUACGCCUACCGCCUCUCCUCCCGCCGCCGACGUCCCCGCGCCGGCUCCCAGCAAGAAGUCCAAGAAGAAGAGCGGAUCUCCGGCUCCCUCACCUUCAUUGUCCAGCCCUCCCGCUCCUCCUGUCGGGGCUCCCGGACCUAGCGCCGCCGAAGCCAACGCCCCUGGCCCUGUCGUUGCCGAUGAGAGUGGAGCAGAGAGCAUGAGGAGUGUGCAGAAGAUGAUGGUCGCCGGUGGAAUGGCCGCACUGGUUGCUAUGGCUGUUGCAUUUUAGAGCGGAGCCGAUCGAGUUUGUUUUGGUUCAAAAUAUUUCAUUCAAUUUGUUUUUUAAUCUGUGGUCAACUCUAAUCUAAUCCUCUUUUCACGGAGGAUUUGGUUUACCCACCCCGUCUCAAAGUCAAAAUUCGUUCCGGACAUUUUUUUCACUCUGUUGGCAUAUUUCAAUCUCCCCCCACCAUUUCUUUUGAGAGACAGGCAGAGCUUUUUGAUUUUGAGUCGGGUAUGGUAAACUGGUUGUAUUUACGUAGCUUUAUUAUUUCUUUUCUUUGUGGUCACGAUUCCUUUGUACCAUUGUAAUUUGGACGCCUAUUUAUGUAUACAUAUUUCUUUUCUUAUGCUCACCGAUUUCUGUUUUUAUAAGGUUACAUACAUAAUAUGCCCUUUCAAUAAAUUAUUAGGAAUUUCCUAUGAGAACUUGAAGUAAGGUACUUGCUAUAUCAGGUUUCACAGGUCGCAUUACGUAAAAUACAAUAGUCAUUAUGUAAUGGUUAGGUAACAUAUGGUUAUCUUACGUAAUAUUUGUAAAAGAUCAUUACGGAAGCCUUACGUAAUAGAAUGUGGCUUUACGUAAUGAGUAUUAACCUCGCGUUACGUAAAAUGCUAAGCCAUUACGAAAGUCUUACGUAACACUACUUAUUUAACAGUUACGUAAGAAAUAACUGUCGUUCCAUAACCUUUACGUAAUGAGUAUUAACCUCGCGUUACGUAAAGUGCUAAGUCAUUACGGAAGUCUUACGUAACGCUUCCGAUUUAAUUGUUACGUAAGAAAUACCUAUCGUUUCGUAACUUUUACGUAAUGAAUGUGUAUUUUACGUAACAGUUGUAAAUUGUCAUUACGGAAGCCUUACCUAAUGGAAGGUCUCUUUACGUAAUGAGUAUUAAUGCGUGUUACGUAAAAAGCUAAGUCAUUACAGAAGGUUUACGUAACGCUUCCGAUUUCACUGUUAUGUAAGAAAUAACUAUCAUUCUGUAACAUUUGCGUAAUGGAAGGUCUCUUUACGUAAUUAGUAUUAAUCUCACGUUACGUAAAAUGGUUAGUUAUUACGGAAGUUUUACGUAACGCUUCUAGUUUAGUAAGAAUUAAAAUAAGGAAAAACAAAUAAAUGUGAAAAAGGAAAGAAAAAAACAAUACAGGUAACUCACAAGGGUGACCGACAACCCUUGUUGCCAAUGUUUUUUUUACUUAUUUUUCUAUUUUUUAUAUUUUUAAUCAAUGAUUUAAAAUAAG
Messenger RNA from Linum trigynum, 3523 nucleotides. NCBI's taxonomy places the organism in Eukaryota, Viridiplantae, Streptophyta, Magnoliopsida, Malpighiales, Linaceae. The record is from the annotation of a GenBank genome assembly.